AUGCUACGCAUAGUGGAAGUAGGCGUAACUGGCCUUGUAGGAUCUCACAUCCUGACUACUCUCCUUGCACAACCCUCCAUCUCAACAGUCCACGCCUACACCCGCAAAGACAUACCAGCAGCAAACCCCAAACUCACAGCCAUCCAUAACAAGGAUUCAACCACAUGGUCUUCACUAUUCCCCAACAACACACACAUAUUUUUCUCAGCGCUAGGGACAACGCUUGCCCAAGCCGGAAGCUUGGAAAACCAACGAAAAAUCGACCUCAACCUUAACUUGGAACUAGCUCAAGCUGCAAAGAACGCAGGAGUGGAAACAUAUGUCCUCAUCUCAUCAGGCCAGCCUAAUGUGAAUAGCCGACUAGCAUUUCUGCGUAUGAAAGGCGAGCUAGUUGAAGCAGUCAAGAACUUGGGUUUCAAGCAUACUAUUAUCUUACAUCCUGGCCUCAUUGUGGGCGACAGGCGGGAUAGUCGACCAAUGGAGGCUGUUGUCAGGGGGAUUGCGAGUUACCUGGGGAAGUUCCAAAAUGGAGCUCUCAUGCACCCUUGGGCACAGCAUGCUGAAAUAAUCGCGGGAGUGGCUGUGAGUGCAGGGUUGCAGGCUGCGGUUGGUAAGAGGGAACCAGGGGUGUGGGCUUUGCAGCAAGCGGACAUUGUUCGGCUGGGAUUUACGGAAUGGAAUGAACCAGUUGAGCGUGGAGAGGGGCAGAUCAGUGCUUGAAAUCUCGGUAGAUUGAGGUGUAGCAUGCAGAUUUCAUCCAUCAACUUUGG
Aspergillus neoniger CBS 115656 is the source of this 770-nucleotide messenger RNA. RefSeq lists its product as uncharacterized. The record is from RefSeq and is a predicted model, not a curated record. The coding region runs from base 1 to 720 and encodes 239 amino acids. The transcript is spliced from 2 exons. NCBI's taxonomy places the organism in Eukaryota, Fungi, Ascomycota, Eurotiomycetes, Eurotiales, Aspergillaceae. Gene Ontology annotation, cellular component: cytoplasm. Gene Ontology annotation, biological process: import into nucleus.